AUGGCUGCUCGCUGCUUCUGGACCAGCGGCAGCUGUUCCGGCAACAACGCAAGCCAAUGCUGCCGUUCGCCAGCGAUUCCGGAGUUUCAUACCCAAACUCGAUAUCCGUCCUCUUCUUCUUAUCAUCAUCUUCCUAUUUUAACGAGUGAUUCUUCUUCUCGUUUCACUGGAGGCUGCAGAAACCCCAUCCCAUACCCAUACCCACACCUUCACCGGCUGUUCGCUCAGCUGCCGCCGCAAUCCGACCCCGCUGACACUCGGAGUGUAUAUCAAGUCAAUUUUGCUGGUUGCUGGAUGUCUCUCUUCUUCUGGUACUCAGCUUGGGAUGGCAGGAAUAAAGGCGGCGGUGGCGGCAUUAUGCCCAACAAAAGAUCCCGAUCUCCGUUCAGAAGAUGA
Messenger RNA from Linum trigynum, 396 nucleotides. Lineage: Eukaryota; Viridiplantae; Streptophyta; Magnoliopsida; Malpighiales; Linaceae. The record is from the annotation of a GenBank genome assembly.